AUGGCAGCUCAGUUGGUGGAAUGUGUCCCCAAUUUCUCAGAGGGCAAAAAUCAAGAGGUUAUUGACGCCAUCUCGGCGGCCAUUAGCAGCACAUCCGGAUGUACCCUGCUGGAUGUCGACCCCGGAGCCUCCACCAACCGAACCGUAUACACAUUUGUGGGCCCUCCUGAAGCUGUGGUGGAAGGAGCGCUGAACGCCGCCCGUCAGGCAUUCAGCCUCAUUGACAUGAGCUGCCACUCAGGUGAGCACCCUCGUAUGGGGGCGCUGGAUGUCUGUCCUUUCAUUCCUGUCCAGAACGUCAGUAUGGAGGACUGUGUCCGUUGCGCCAACGUCUUUGGACAGAGACUGACGGAUAUGCUGCAUGUGCCAGUGUUCCUUUACGGCAAAGCAGCACGGAGCGAGGCACGGAGGAGUCUUCCAUCUGUGCGAGCUGGCGAGUACGAAGCUUUAGCUGAAAAGCUGAAACAGAAGGAGUGGGCUCCAGACUUUGGCCCCGCCACCUUUGUCGCAUCCUGGGGUGCCACGGUGACAGGCGCUCGUAAGUUCCUCAUCGCCUACAAUGUAAAUGUGAUUGGCACCAAGGAACAGGCGCAUCGCAUUGCACUGGAUAUAAGGGAACAGGGCCGAAGAAAAGACCAGCCAGGGUUGCUGAAAAAGGUGCAAGCCAUCGGCUGGUACUUAGACGAGGCCAGUAUCGCUCAGGUGUCCACCAACAUCCUGGAUUAUGAGCAGACUCCCCUCCACCGUGUCUAUGAGGAGAUCUGCAAGGAUGCGGAGGAUCUGAAGCUGCCCAUCGUUGGCUCUCAGAUUGUCGGUUUGAUACCUCUCAAAGCUCUUCUGGAUGCUGCAGACUUCUACAUUGCCAGAGAAGAACUCUUCAUCGUGGAAGAGGAGCAUAAAUUGCGACUGGUGAUCAGCAAGCUGGGGCUCGACUCAUUGGGUCCAUUCAAAGCAAAGGAGCGAAUAAUUGAGUACAUGGUGAGGUCACAGGACGACGGCCGCCUGGUGUCUCUUUCUCUGCAGCAGUUCAUUCGUAGCGUUGGCGCUCGGACGGCUGCCCCUGGUGGUGGCUCAGUCUCUGCCGCCAUAGCUGCUCUGGGAGCAGCACUGGGCGCCAUGGUGGGCCAGAUGACGUAUGGCAAGAGGCAGUUUGAGGCUGUGGACGGCCUUAUGAGGAAACUGAUUCCUUCGUUUCAUCACGCCAUGAACGAGCUGCUGGACAUGGUGGACAGUGACUCAUCUGCCUUCAACAGCUACAUGGCAGCACUGAAGAUGCCCAAAAAUACUGAGGAGGAAGUAAAACGGCGUGAGGUGGCCUUGCAGGAGGGGCUGAAGCGAGCAGUGGGUGUCCCCUUAGCUUUGGCUGAGAGGGUCAGCACCCUCUGGCCACCACUUAAAGAACUUGUCUUAUACGGGAACAUCGGCUGCAAAUCAGAUGUUCAGGUUGCAGUAAAAGCGUUGGAGACGGCAGUUUUCGGGGCCUACUACAAUGUGAUCAUCAACCUUCAAGACAUCACAGAUGACAGCUUCAAGAUGGAGACUCAGUCCAGAGUGUCAGCAUUGUUACAGGAGGCGAAAAGCUGCGCCACCACCAUCCUUGAGGCUGCCGACAAGCGGACCUAA
This is a messenger RNA of Phycodurus eques (leafy seadragon), 1623 nucleotides long. RefSeq names its product formimidoyltransferase cyclodeaminase (gene ftcd). The transcript has 14 exons. The coding region runs from base 1 to 1623 and encodes 540 amino acids. Gene Ontology annotation, molecular function: transferase activity; folic acid binding. The record is from RefSeq and is a predicted model, not a curated record. Lineage: Eukaryota; Metazoa; Chordata; Actinopteri; Syngnathiformes; Syngnathidae.